This is a messenger RNA of Eptesicus fuscus (big brown bat), 2430 nucleotides long. RefSeq names its product Rho GTPase activating protein 44 (gene ARHGAP44). Gene Ontology annotation, molecular function: protein binding; GTPase activator activity. The record is from RefSeq and is a predicted model, not a curated record. Gene Ontology annotation, biological process: signal transduction; regulation of dendritic spine morphogenesis; negative regulation of Rac protein signal transduction. Bases 1 to 2430 code for a protein of 809 amino acids. NCBI's taxonomy places the organism in Eukaryota, Metazoa, Chordata, Mammalia, Chiroptera, Vespertilionidae. The transcript is spliced from 21 exons. Gene Ontology annotation, cellular component: intracellular anatomical structure; postsynaptic density; dendritic spine.
AUGAAGAAGCAGUUCAAUCGCAUGCGCCAGCUGGCCAACCAGACGGUGGGCAGGGCAGAAAAGACUGAAGUUCUGAGUGAAGACCUCCUUCAGGUGGAGAAGCGCCUGGAGCUGGUGAAGCAAGUUUCCCACAGCACGCACAAGAAGCUCACCGCCUGUCUCCAGGGCCAGCAAGGCGCCGAGGCCGACAAGCGCUCCAAAAAAUUGCCUCUGACGACACUGGCCCAGUGUUUGAUGGAAGGGUCAGCCAUCCUGGGAGAUGACACACUUCUUGGGAAGAUGCUGAAACUCUGUGGGGAGACUGAGGACAAGCUGGCACAGGAGCUGAUUCAUUUUGAAUUGCAAGUAGAGAGAGAUGUGAUCGAGCCCCUGUUUUUGCUGGCGGAGGUGGAAAUCCCAAAUAUUCAAAAACAGAGGAAACAUUUAGCCAAGUUGGUGCUGGACAUGGAUUCCUCACGAACCAGGUGGCAGCAGACUUCCAAGUCUUCAGGGUUGUCCAGCAGCUUGCAGCCUGCGGGUGCCAAAGCUGAUGCCCUCAGGGAAGAAAUGGAGGAGGCUGCCAACAGAGUGGAGAUUUGCAGGGACCAGCUGUCAGCUGACAUGUACAGUUUUGUGGCCAAAGAAAUUGACUAUGCAAACUACUUCCAAACGCUCAUAGAAGUGCAGGCUGAGUACCACAGGAAGUCGCUGGCGCUCUUGCAGGCCGUGCUGCCGCAGAUAAAAGCACAGCAGGAGGCCUGGGUGGAGAAGCCGUCCUUCGGGAAGCCCCUGGAGGAGCACCUCGCCAUCAGCGGCCGGGAGAUCGCCUUCCCCAUCGAGGCCUGCGUCACGAUGCUGCUGGAGUGCGGGAUGCAGGAGGAGGGACUCUUCCGAGUGGCUCCCUCCGCCUCCAAGCUGAAGAAGCUGAAAGCCGCCCUGGACUGCUGUGUGGUGGACGUGCAGGAGUACUCAGCAGACCCCCACGCGAUCGCAGGAGCUUUGAAAUCUUACCUCCGAGAGUUGCCAGAACCUCUUAUGACCUUUGAACUCUAUGACGAGUGGAUUCAGGCUUCCAACAUCCAGGAGCAAGAAAAGAGGCUUCAGGCUCUGUGGAAUGCUUGUGAAAAAUUGCCCAAGGCCAAUCACAGCAACAUCCGAUACUUGAUCAAAUUUUUAUCGAAGCUGUCAGAAUACCAAGAUGUAAACAAGAUGACUCCCAGUAACAUAGCAAUUGUGUUAGGACCCAACCUCCUGUGGCCACAAGCGGAAGGGAACAUCACGGAGAUGAUGACCACCGUUUCGCUGCAGAUUGUCGGGAUCAUCGAACCCAUCAUCCAGCAUGCGGACUGGUUCUUCCCCGGGGAGAUAGAGUUCAACAUCACGGGGAACUACGGGAGUCCGGUCCACGUGAACCACAACGCCAACUACAGCUCGAUGCCCUCCCCAGACAUGGACCCCGCCGACCGGCGCCAGCCCGAGCAGGCCCGCCGGCCCCUCAGCGUUGCCACAGAUAACAUGAUGCUGGAGUUCUACAAAAAGGAUGGCCUUAGGAAAAUCCAAAGCAUGGGCGUGAGGGUGAUGGACACGUCCUGGGUGGCGCGAAGAGGCUCGUCGUCGGCAGGCCGGAAAGGGUCGUGCGCCCCACCCUCCACGCAGCCCCCCGCCCCUCCCGAGGAGCUGGCAGCGCCUCUGCCCUCGCCCCUGCUGGAGCAGCCCCCAGACGACCCCGCGGUGCCCUCGCUCUCUCCAUCCGGCCUGGGCCUCCAGCCUGGGGCCGAGCGGACCAGCGCUUCCAGAAGCAAGGAGCUUUCUCCGGGAUCUGGGCAGAAGGGAAGUCCGGGUUCCAGCCAGGGGGCACCGUGUGCCGGGACGCCAGCAGGCACCAGCCCCGGCCCGCCGCCGGCCGACCAGAGCCCCCACACUCUCCGGAAAGUUUCCAAGAAGCUGGCACCGAUUCCGCCCAAGGUCCCCUUUGGCCAGCCAGGCGCUAUGUCGGAGCUGCCCACCGGCCAGCCGUCCCCACUUAGCCUGUCGCCUACGCCACCGAGCACCCCGUCACCCUACGGACUCAGUUACCCGCAAGGGUACCCCUUGGCCUCGGGCCAGCUCUCCCCGGCGGCAGUGCCCCCUCUGGCCUCUCCUUCCAGCUUCGCCAGCACUUUAACCAAAUCGCGGCCCACCCCGAAGCCCCGGCAGAGACCCACGCUGCCGCCCCCGCAGCCGCCCACAGCGAGCCUCUCCGCCUCCAGCCCGCAGUCCACGGAGCACCCCGUGCUCGACGGCAUGGCCCCCGGGGAAAGCAUGUCCACAGAUCUCGCUCACUUCGACGUCCCCUCCAUCCACGUGGAGCUCGGGCCGGCGCUCCGCCUGAGUCCCCUGGAGCACAAGCUGCGGCCCUCGGUGGCUGAGAAGAGGGACUCGGAGGAGGACUCAGAGAGCACCGCCCUUUGA